Messenger RNA from Medicago truncatula (barrel medic), 4007 nucleotides. RefSeq names its product disease resistance protein RUN1. The transcript has 5 exons. Gene Ontology annotation, molecular function: ADP binding. The coding region runs from base 79 to 3456 and encodes 1125 amino acids. The record is from RefSeq and is a predicted model, not a curated record. Gene Ontology annotation, biological process: signal transduction; defense response. Lineage: Eukaryota; Viridiplantae; Streptophyta; Magnoliopsida; Fabales; Fabaceae.
AUAGAGUUCAUCCUCGCUUUCCUUCAAAGCCCAUUUACAUAGUUUUUGAUCUUAAGCUAUCUGCCUUUGAGUGUAGUUAUGGACAUUGUUGGAGCGAUCCUAGGAGGUUUCAAAGAGGGUUUAAUAGAUGUUUUAAAAUUUGGUCCCACCCGUGCCUCUGAAACAAACACAGAGACUUUGGACAGAGAGACUUUGGACAGAGGAUUGUUAAGGAGCAAUGACGUGUUCUUAAGUUUUCGAGGGGAAGACACCCGUGCUUCAAUCGUUUCACAUCUAUAUGCUUCUCUUCUAAAUGCUGGAGUUUUCGUUUUUAUGGACGAUGAUUCACUUCCAAGAGGAGAUCACAUUGCAACAUCACUACUACAAGCAAUCGAAGAGUCUAUAAUUUCUGUUAUAGUUUUCUCAAAAAACUAUGCAGAUUCGUCGUGGUGUUUGAAUGAGUUGGUUAAAAUAAUGGAGUGUCGCAGAACUAUAGGGCAGAUAGUGUUGCCGGUGUUCUAUGAUGUUGAUCCUUCAGAUGUACGACACCAAACAGGUGAGUUUGGAAAAGCGUUCCAAAGUCUCUUGAGCAGAAUUUCAAAGAAGACAGACAAGUCGCUGAAAUGGAGAGACGCGCUUAGUGAGGUUGCUGGGCUUGCUGGCUUUGUAGUUCCAAAUUUCAGGAACGAAAGUGAGGCUAUAAAAGAUAUUGUCAAAAAAGUUGUGCGUUUGCUAGACAAGAAAGACUUGUUUGUUGCUAAUCAUUCAGUGGGAGUUGAACCUCGAGUGCAAGAUAUGAUGCAAUUGUUAGAUAAAGAAAUACAGCAAGAUGUAGGCUUUGAAUAUUCAGAAGAUAUAGACUUUGAAUAUUUUGAAGAUAUACUUCACCUGCCAGACAUCCAACAAUCAUCCCUACAAAAAAAAGACAUCCAACAAUCUAAUAAUGUUCGACUAAUAGGGAUGUGGGGCAUGGGAGGAAUUGGCAAAACCACCAUUGCAAAAGCCAUUUACAAUAAAAUUGGCCGCAAUUUUGAAGGAAGGAGCUUCCUUGCAAAUAUAAGGGAAGUUUGGAUGCAAAAUGUUGGACAAGUAUCUUUACAGCAACAACUUCUCUCCGAUAUUUGCAAAGAAACAACGACCAAUAUACAAAACAUUGAUGCAGGAAAAAAUACAUUAAUGGAUAGACUCUGCCAUAAAAAGGUACUUAUUGUACUGGAUGAUGUGAGUACAUCUGAUCAAUUGAAUGCUUUGUGUGGAUCUUGUGAAUGGUUUGGUCCCGGCAGUAGAAUAAUUAUAACAACUAGAGAUAAGCAUAUACUUAAAGAGAUAGGAGUUUACCAAGUAUAUGAAAUGAAAGAGAUGAAUGAAAAUGAAUCAAUGGAGCUCUUUAGUUGGCAUGCUUUCAAGCAAGCAAGACCCAAGAAAGAUUUUGCUGCAUUGUCCAAAAAUGUAGUUGAGUAUUCUGGGGGAUUGCCACUAGCUUUGGAAGUCCUUGGGUCACAUUUAUUUGACAGGAUGGUAACAGAAUGGGAGAGCGUAUUGAACAAACUCAAAGCAAUUCCUAAUCAUCAAGUACAAAAAAAGUUAAGAAUAAGCUAUGAUGGUUUAAGUGAUUAUACGGAGAAAGAAAUAUUCCUUGACGUGGCUUGUUUCUUUAUUGGGAUGGUUCGAAAUGAUGUUGUACAUAUAUUAGAUGGUUGUGAUCUUUAUGCAGGAAUUGGAAUAAAUGUCCUUGUGGAGCGAAGCCUUGUGACUGUUGAUGAUAGGAACAGGCUUAGAAUGCAUGAUUUGUUGCGAGAUAUGGGAAGAGAAAUCGUUCGUGAGAAAUCGCAAAAAAAUAUUGAUGAGUGUAGCAGGUUGUGGUCUAGUAAGAAUGUGCUUCAUGUAUUAUCAAAACGAACGGGAACAAAAGUUGAGGGACUGAGUUUGAAGUUGCCAAGAGCUAAUGUACAAUGUUUUAAUACUGAAGCAUUUGAGAAGAUGGAAAAACUGAGAUUGUUUCAACUUGCUGGAGUAGAACUUGAUGGGAAUUUUGAUAAACUUUCAAAAAAUCUGAGAUGGUUUUCUUGGGAUGGAUUUCCUUUAACAUCCAUCCCUUCAAGCUUUUAUCAAGGAAAUUUAGUUUCCCUUGAGUUAGAAAACAGCAACGUCAAAUUUCUAUGGAAAAAGGCACAGAUGAUGGAGAAGCUUAAAAUUCUCAAUCUUAGUCACUCUCAUUAUCUGACACAGACCCCAGACUUUUCAAUCAUGCCUAAUCUUGAAAAGCUAAUACUCAAAGAUUGUCCAAGGUUGCGUGAGGUUUCCCAUAGCAUUGGACAUCUCGACAAAAUUCUUCUGAUAAAUUUGGAAGAUUGUAUUAGCCUUUCUAACCUUCCAAGAAGCAUCUAUAAGUUGAAAUCUCUGAAAACUCUCAUUCUUUCCGGGUGUUCAAUGAUUAACAAGUUGGAAGAGGACUUGGAACAAAUGGAAUCUUUAACCACUCUGCUUGCAAAUGACACUGGAAUAACAAGUGUGCCCUUUUCAAUUGUAAGGUCAAAAAGCAUUGGGUAUAUUUCUCUGUGCGGACAUGAAGGAUUCUCACGUGAUAUAUUUCCAUCUAUCAUUUGGUCUUGGAUGUCACCAACAAGUGCUCUUUCAUCCCCCUUUGAAACAUCUGCUGCCAUGUCAUCUCUUGUUUCUUUAGAUAUACCAUGUAGUAGUUCUCAGGAACUGUCAUCUAUUUCCAACCACCUUUCAAGGCUUCGAAGUCUAUGGGUAGAGUGUGGUUCAGAACUUCAACUUUCUGAAGAUGCAAAAAUCAUUUUGGAUGCUUUAUACGCCACAAUUUCUAAGGAAAUGGAUUCGACUUCAGCUACUUCUAAAGUAUCAAACAUGAAAACUUCUGCAUUAGUUCAACACUGCAGUCAAUUGCGUGCUUUCGAAUCAAAAAAUUUGUUGAAGUCUGUUCUGUUACAACUGGGAAUGAAUUCCGAAGUCACCAAUAAUCUGAAAGAAAACAUUUUAAAGAAUAUGGAUGAGAAUGGGUGUGGUGGUUGUUUGUUUCCUAGUGAUAGUUGUCCAGAUUGGUUAACCUUCAAUUGCGAAGGUUCUUCGGUAAUGUUUGAAGUCCCUCAAGUGGAAGGGCGCACUUUAAAGACAUUGAUGAUAUGCAUCGACUAUUCUACAACCCUGGAUAACAUAACAUCAAAUGGCCUUGCAAACUUGUUGGUGAAGAAUUACACAAAAGCCACCAUUCAGCUUUAUAAGAGCGAGGCAUUAGUCUCCUUUGAAGAUGAAGAGGGACAGAGAGUAGUAUCAAGUAUAGAACCUUGUAACAAAGUGGAGGUUGUUUCUGUUUUUGAGAACGGUUUCAUUGUGAAGAAAACAACAGUUUAUCUCGUAUAUGAUGAACCAAUUCGUGAAAAUAUGGAGCAAUGUCAAGAACAAGAAGAAAAUGAUAUUGUGUGUAGUAGUGGUGAUGAAGAUGAAUGCUAUUAAGAGAGGUCUCUUCUAAUGCACAAGAUUACAAUGUCAUUGUUGGUAGUAGUGGUGAUGAAAAUGAAUGUGUUGUCAGAAAUGUCUCUCCUCAAGUGGCUCUGGCUCCUAUGGAGGAUUUAAAACAUAACAGAAGGAAGAAAAUUUUCAAGUGGAGAUGGAAGACGGUUAAACAUUGGUUUUGUAAAAGUUAACGCAGUUUUAUGAAUACCUCCAAUUGGUGCUGCUUGUUGUGUUUGAUCGAUCAAAUAAAGUUAAAUUAGGUUUUGAACUGUGGAAUGAAGGUCUUAUGCGCAAGUUGGUAGCUACUAAUUCUCUGGCUUCUGAAACAUGAGAUUUUGGGGAAGGUAAAGAUUCAGCUUGAUUGCAAAGCUGUUAAUCUUCUAAUGAGGUUUCUAGUUUUCUGUAUAAUCUAAUAAUUGGUCUUGUUACUUAAUGUGUGCCUUUGGUGCAUUUUUCUGCUGUUAGGCUUUACAAAUUCCAUUGUUUUGUAAAAUAUGUGUUUAUGGGUUACAUUAUUGUAAAAUAAUGGAUGAAAAAGUUUUGAGCACUCA